Drosophila mauritiana is the source of this 1351-nucleotide messenger RNA. RefSeq names its product probable serine hydrolase. The record is from RefSeq and is a predicted model, not a curated record. The coding region runs from base 173 to 1219 and encodes 348 amino acids. The transcript has 3 exons. NCBI's taxonomy places the organism in Eukaryota, Metazoa, Arthropoda, Insecta, Diptera, Drosophilidae.
GUCGCUCCCUGUGCAAGUUUAGUGAACAGCUGUAGUAAGUGUUUAUUUUUCGUUCGCUCGCUUUUUUCACCUGUUUGUUAGGCGCAUAAUUGGUCGUUACUGAUAAGCCCCGAAAUCGGCUAAACUUUGGAAUUGGAGCUCAUUCGCUUUUUGGGCACUUUCGAGCGCAGAAAUGGACUCGGACGACAAUUCAAGUGGCACCAUUACCGGCAGUGAUCUCGGCCAGCGUUAUCGGCAUGCAGGUGACUUAACUGGCGAAGCCCCAACCAGACCCUUCGCCGAGAUCAGCAUUACGGUUCCAUGGGGACACAUAUCCGGCAAGUGGUACGGUCCGCAGAACGUCCAACCAAUUUUAGGCCUUCACGGGUGGCAGGAUAAUGCGGGAACCUUUGAUCGCCUGAUGCCGCUUCUAUCGCCGGACGUGGCAUUCCUCUCGAUCGAUCUUCCUGGCCACGGGCUAUCGUCCCGACUGCCUGAUGGCUGCUACUACAACUCCGUGGAUAAUCUGUAUGUGAUCCGCCUGAUCAUGAAGCAGUACAAGUGGGAGAAAGUGUCCCUGGUUGGGCAUUCAAUGUCGUCCAUUAUUUGCUUUGUUUUCGCUGCGGUCUUUCCGGACAAGGUGGACAUGAUCAUUGGAAUUGAUGCCCUGAAACCUCAUCAGCGUCCGUAUCCGUCGGUUAUCAGGACCAUGGAAACCCGUUUGGACGAGUUCUUGCGUGAAGACGAAAGGAACCGGAGUAAGAACGAGCCGCCGAGCUACACAUACGAUGAACUUAUUGAGAGGGUCUAUAUCGGCACCUUCCAUUCGGUGAACAAGGAGCACUGCAAGCAUUUGAUGGCUCGCAACAUCGGCAAGUCGGAGAAGUACCCGGACAAGUACUUCUUCUGCCGCGAUAGGCGUCUCAAGUUUUACAACUAUGCCAUCGGGUCACAGGAGCUCUGUGUGGAAAUGGCCAAUCGGAUCACAUGUCCUUACUUGUUCAUCAAGGCCGCCCAGUCCUCGUAUUUCGAGGACAAGAAGUACUACGACGAGGUGCUGGAUGUGCUGUUGAAGAAGCCGAACUUCGAGUACCUGGAGGUUAAUGGCUCGCACCAUGUGCACAUGAACGAUCCAGAGGCCAUUAUUGCACCGGUCAACAACUUUAUCCAGCGCUUCGGACCGGCGGCAGCGGCUGCAUCCCGCCAGAAGGCCAAGGAGACGAAGGAGAGCAAGCUUUAGGCCAAUGCAGUGGUAAAUAGAGCUUAUUUAUUGUAGUACAGAUUGUACAGGUUUUUAUACUUAAUUGUUUAUGCUAUGUGAUCGCGGCAGAGGACUCGGCUCUGCUAUAAAUACACAAUGUACAUAAGCCGA